AUGAUAACCUGCGUGCUGAUGAUGCUUGGAUCCGGCCCUAAUAGCAGCGACUGCGACAGGGAAGGCUACUACAGCGAACUGGCGAAGUGCACGCACGCGGGAUCACCCAGUACGAGAUUGCGCACGCGGGGUCACCGGCCGAAAGUCACGCACGCCAGCAAAUCAGUCGCCGCCCCUUUUCCUUCGCACGCCUCCCUCCGCAACCUUCAUCCGCUCAUCGCGGCGUACCCGUCCCGUCCGCCGCGAGUUCGCUUAGAUCGGCGCUGGGUCGUCGCGUGGAUCAAGCGCCUCCUCCGCGUCAACAAGACCGGGCACAGCGGCACGCUCGAUCCCAAGGUCACCGGCAACCUCAUCGUCUGCGUCGACCGCGCCACCCGCCUCGUCAAGUCGCAGCAGGGCGCCGGCAAGGAGUACGUCUGCGUCGCGCGCUUCCACGCCGCCGACACCGCCCGCGCGCUCGAGGCGCUCACAGGCGCCAUGUUCCAGCGCCUCCCGCUCAUCUCCGCCGUGAAGCGGCAGCUCAGGGUGAGGACUAUCUAUGAGAGCAAGCUGCUCGAGCACGAUGCCGAGCGACACCUUGCCGUGUUCUGGAUCUCCUGCGAGGCCGGGACGUAUGUCAGGACGCUCUGUGUCCACCUUGGCCUGUUGCUCGGUGUCGGCGCGCAUAUGCAGGAGCUGCACCGCGUGCGAUCAGGGAUCCACGGGGAGCAGGAUAACAUGGUCACAAUGCACGAUGUCAUGGAUGCGAGGCAGGAGUUUACUUCUGAGAUCCCUGAUGCUCUGAAUAAACUUAACACAUACUUUGCCUUAAACCCAAGGCAAACAAUUGGUCCAUAG
This is a messenger RNA of Oryza sativa Japonica Group (Japanese rice), 837 nucleotides long. NCBI's taxonomy places the organism in Eukaryota, Viridiplantae, Streptophyta, Magnoliopsida, Poales, Poaceae. The record is from RefSeq and is a predicted model, not a curated record.